AUGCCAGACGAGAAGAAAAUCCCCGCCUGCAAGGAAUGUAGGGAGAAGAAGCUGAGAUGCGUGUUUGAACGGGUAGACUGCUGCCACAGAUGUGCAAGACUGGGAAAACAAUGUCAGCUCCCCGAAGCCAAGCGGAGAGAGCGAAAAGCACGAUUACGAGGACGAGUAGAGCAUCUGGAGAGCAGUUACUCUGAGAUAUUGACCCUCCUGAGACGGAAUGUCCAGGCAGAGGGAUCACCAGCUCCCAGCAGCUCACAGUAUCAACCUUCCUCGAUCACUGACAGACGGCCACAAGAUACAGGAAGUACCUCACAACUGGGGGGCUCCCAAUCAAUCUUUCCCGCUGUUGUCGGUACUGAAAUGCUGCCGUUGGAAGAAUGCGACUCCCUCAUCACCGCAUAUCGGCGAAUGUCUCAGACCAACUACCCGUUCGUUAUUCUUCCCGAGUCAUGCCGCGCUGCGUCUUUGAUCGAGGAACGACCCAUGUUGGCCCAGGCCAUCUUCAUCGUCGCGUCUUGGAGGAACUCAGCACGUCAAGCCACGCUUCGAGCCAGUUUCCUCAGAGAUUUGAGCGACAAAUUUCUUAUGCAGUCUGAGAGAUCCCUGGACCUUCUGCAAGGCCUGAUCGUGUACUUCGGCUGGUGCCACUUCUACACGAUCACCUUUCGGUCUGAAGGCUACAGACUGGCCACGAUCCUUGUGACCAUGGCAAUUGAAUUGGGCAUAACGCAAAAGCCUCUGAGCGUAACUCAACAUGACCUCCUCCUAAAUUCCAGCUCCAUCUAUCCACAAACAAAUGAGGCCACGUCUUCGAGGUUCUGGAGCUAUGAAGCCCGGAGAGCCUUUAUCGCUGCUCAUGUUGUCUCAACUUUUUGCUGUCUAGCUUUUCGAAGACACAGCUUAUUGCCACACACGCAGUAUGUGGAAGACUGUGCUUCGUCGCUGGCCAGUGACCCGCAAUGCCCCUCCGACUCGACUCUCAUCUACUGGGUCAAGAAUAUGGCCCUCGCGGAACUGGUCUUGAUGACCUUCGAUUCCGGCUCACGGGAACGGAUCUGCGAAUUGAACGACGACAAAAUCCAACUACUCGUGAAAGUCCUGGUGCGGCAACUCGAUGAAUGGAGAGCUACCCUUCCGCCUCCUACAUCAGUAAAUGGGCACCUUCACCGCGCAUACCAUUGUAGCCGGGCAUACAUCCACGAAGUCGGCCUGUACGGUCUCGUGCAAGGCCAGACGCCAUCCGUCACUCGCAUUUCUAUCAUCUACGAAUGCUUCUCGGCGUCCAUGAAGGAUCUGUCGGACAUCCUCGAGCUGUCCCUCGACGAAAUGUCCGAAUGGGGCGUUAUGGACUGGCGUCAACUCAACCUCGCGGUAAUGCUCUGCACCAAGUCCUCCAUCAUUCUAGAUUCGACAUACUACGGCGGUGUCGAAUCUUCUCAAAGAGCCUCCUGGCUGGCCAAAUGUCUAGAAACUCUCUGCCACCGGGCGAAAGCACUACACGAGAUGGCCAUGGCCGGCGCCGGCGCCUCUCCGGGUCACCAAGAAAAAGACCACUUCUUGAAACGCAUCGCCAAUGAGUGGUCCAACGUCAAGAUAUAUCAUCAGAACUGCGUUCAGAGAAAUCAACCCCAACCUCAGCCUCAAGAGCAAGCGCAAGUGACGAUGCACCCCGGCCACCAAUCGCAGCCGCAGCCGCAGCCGCCCUCAUUGCAGCAGGGACUACUGCAAUCCUCGGAUUUUCCCUUCGACGUCGACGCCUUCAACGACAUGUACUGGUUUGGUCUGGGAGAUGGCGAGGCCUCCUCGACUUUCACCACGGGCUGGCAGAUGUGA
This is a messenger RNA of Exophiala xenobiotica, 1833 nucleotides long. RefSeq lists its product as uncharacterized. The transcript has 8 exons. NCBI's taxonomy places the organism in Eukaryota, Fungi, Ascomycota, Eurotiomycetes, Chaetothyriales, Herpotrichiellaceae. Gene Ontology annotation, molecular function: zinc ion binding; transcription cis-regulatory region binding; DNA-binding transcription factor activity, RNA polymerase II-specific. Gene Ontology annotation, biological process: regulation of DNA-templated transcription. The coding region runs from base 1 to 1833 and encodes 610 amino acids. The record is from RefSeq and is a predicted model, not a curated record. Gene Ontology annotation, cellular component: nucleus.